AACCGUCUCAGCAACAGAACAUAGAGACAAAGAAGAAGCAAGAGAAGGCAGAUCGUGAAGUAAGCAGUGCAGAAAAUGAUGGUGCAAUGUAUGAGGUUCAUCUUCUAGUCGCAGUUCUUGUUGCAACCGUAGCGUUUGCUGCAGCAUUCCAGUUACCUGGCGGUUACAAACAUGAUGGUACACCUGUACUGAUGGACGAACCAGGUUUCAAAUGUUUCUUGGUAUUCGACACAAUCGCCUUCUGCUUCUCUGUCACCACAGUCUAUUUCUUGUUCUACGCUUCGAGAGACGGGUUUCGUGCCCGCUCUCGAUUCCUCUACAUGUCUGCUCUGUUAAUGGUUGUGUCGCUAAUCGCCAUGGCGUCUGCCUUCGUAUCAGGAAUGUAUCUGAUUUUGUCCAAAUCGAGAGGAUUAGCCAUCAUACCUUUCUUAGUAGCUGGCUUCUUCAUCUUGCAUGGUUUCAUUUACUGGUUUCUUGAUCCACGAGGCAGCUACGUUCUUGGCCUCGAACGACCUCGCCGAUUUUUUAGGAAGCUAGCCUAUGGGAAUUCAGUGUUUCAUAGUUUGGUAAAUAAAUGAG
This is a messenger RNA of Camelina sativa (false flax), 579 nucleotides long. The record is from RefSeq and is a predicted model, not a curated record. NCBI's taxonomy places the organism in Eukaryota, Viridiplantae, Streptophyta, Magnoliopsida, Brassicales, Brassicaceae.